AUGGACCAGGCUCCACAAGAUGAACAACAAUUAAUUGUAACUCCAGAAAAUGUCCAGGAACUCUUGACCUCCAGGAACUUCAGACAAAGAACACUGGCAUAUCAAAGGAUUAAUGAUUUCCCUCAGUAUAUUGGUCUUCUUCAGAACGAGACAAUAGCGGUUGCCCUAGAAAUAGCUUUGGACUCUCUAAUGAAUUUCAAUGGAAUAUUGACAAACGAGGAGAUUUCUGGUCUCUAUUCCCAGUUCAGCCAAAGCAAAGCAAGCAUUAGAACAAAGCUUUCAGAGGUGAUUGACAAAGCCUUUCACAACGACAAGGUUGGCAUUUUGAAGGGACUAUCUCAGUACUUUACUCACAAAAACUCAAAGGUUGUUUUUGGAUGCGUAAACAAAGUCAAUUCAUUGAUCAGUACUAAUCUGGAAGAUUUUAGGUCUAAAGAAUAUAUGAAGCUCCUGGCAGAAGAGAUUUGCCCGAGGCUUGAUACCCUUUUCUCGAAUGCUGACAAGGACGUUAAAAGCGAGUCAUCUUUGCUUUCUCUGACACUCUACCGUGUAUUUUAUGAUGAUCUUCUAAAAUACCUAGAAAAUGUGAAGCCGGUCAUUUUAAAAGACCUAAAAGAGUCAUUUAAACAGGUUGAGGUUCCAAAAACUGAGAUUAGAUUGUCAAGCCUUGACUUUGAUCAUUCUGACUGGAAAGAAAGACUGAAUGCUAUGAACUUUAUUAAGGAUAAUAUUGCAAAGAUGAGCAAUAUUAACGAUGUGGUUCCAAUAUUAUCGAGAAAAAUCAAAGAUCCUAAUUUUAGUGUAGUAGUAGCAGUAGUGGAGUGUAUAAGGACAGGAAAAAUAGCCAACCCUGAUUGCGUCAGAGGAAUGAUAGAGAGGUUUAAGGACAAAAAGGCUUCGCUGACCCAGCUGAUCAUUGAGACUGUCCAAUACACAAAACCUGAUGUUAACAUUCUCAUAGAUGGACUGUCAAACAAGAAUCCUGAUGUUAAAAUAGGAAUAUUAGAAUGUUUGAAAUUUUAUUCAAUUUCUAAAAGAUAG
Messenger RNA from Vittaforma corneae ATCC 50505, 1041 nucleotides. RefSeq lists its product as uncharacterized. Bases 1 to 1041 code for a protein of 346 amino acids. Gene Ontology annotation, cellular component: centrosome; microtubule plus-end; kinetochore. Gene Ontology annotation, biological process: establishment or maintenance of microtubule cytoskeleton polarity; microtubule polymerization; mitotic spindle organization. Gene Ontology annotation, molecular function: microtubule plus-end binding; microtubule plus end polymerase activity. The record is from RefSeq and is a predicted model, not a curated record. NCBI's taxonomy places the organism in Eukaryota, Fungi, Microsporidia, Nosematidae. The transcript has a single exon.